Molecule: messenger RNA, 3736 nt
Organism: Schistosoma curassoni
Lineage: Eukaryota; Metazoa; Platyhelminthes; Trematoda; Strigeidida; Schistosomatidae
Source: the annotation of a GenBank genome assembly
AAAUCAACAUUUGUUGUCUGGCGGGUUGGUCGCUUGUUGACUUUUGUAGAUGAUUAAACCAUAUGCUUCUAUUUAUGAUCCCAAGAUUGUCGUAAUCUGAGGCUUAUGUCUAUGUUGACUGAUUAUUAUUGUUUUCCGUAGUGAGUGUAGUUGCAUUGCUUGCACAUCCGAAGUCGUUGACACACGUUUUCCUAUGUUCUCUCCAGCCCACCUCAAUCUCCCUUCUACUUAUUCCCCAAAUUCUCAAAACAUAUUGUGGCUAGACGCAAACCUUCACAAUUUUCAAUAGUUUUUAAAAAUGGAUCCAGCUCAAGAACAUAACUCAGGGAUACAUACAAAUAAUGUCCAGGGAGCACUUCGGCAGCUUGAUUUGUUGGUCGAAAAGGCGGAGCUCUAUGCUCAGGUGAAACUUAUUGGUUCUGGAACAAAAGAUUUGUCUAGUCCCUCAAGAAUUAAGCAAGAGCAGCCCAUUAGUUCUCCUACUUCCCACUCAUUUGGAGACCAUCGACAUCGUCGUACUGAAAAAGAAGAAGAUGAAGAACUAUUGACCGAAACUAAGCAUAGUUCAUCUGGUAUUCAGCGUUUUGAAGCUUCUCCGUGGUAUGUAAAGGGAGGAGAGAUGCGUGAUUAUCAAAUCCGUGGUCUAAAUUGGAUGAUUCAGCUCCAUCAUAGUAGUAUAAAUGGAAUUCUAGCCGAUGAGAUGGGAUUAGGGAAAACUUUACAAACAAUAUCAUUACUUGGUUAUAUAAAACACUGUCGACACAAACAUGGGCCACAUAUGGUAAUUGUGCCUAAAUCUACGCUUUCCAACUGGAUGAAUGAAUUUGCUCGUUGGGUUCCUUCUUUGCGCACAGUUUCAUUAAUUGGAAACCAUGAAGAAAGGAGUCAAAAAAUACAAGAGGAGAUCUUGAAAAAGGAAUGGGAUGUUAUUGUCACAAGUUACGAAAUGUGUAUUAAAGAGAAGGCGGUUCUGAAAAAAUUUCACUUUAUAUAUUUAAUAAUAGAUGAAGCCCACCGAAUUAAAAAUGAAAAGUCGAAAUUGUCAGAAAUUGUCCGGGAUUUUCGCUCUCAAAACCGUCUCUUGAUUACCGGUACACCUUUGCAAAAUAAUUUACAUGAAUUAUGGGCUUUAUUAAAUUUCCUAAUGCCGGAUUUGUUUUCUUCAUCUGAAAUGUUUGAUGAUAUGUUCAAAACGGGUAAUGAUCAAGAAGAGAGUUUAGUUCAACGUCUACAUGCAGUUUUAAAACCAUUUUUGUUAAGACGAAUUAAAGCUGAUGUGGAGAAACGUUUACCACCAAAAAAGGAGUGCAAGAUUUAUAUUGGUCUUAGUAAAAUGCAACGUGAUUUGUACACCAAGAUUUUAAUGAAAGAUAUUGAUGUGGUGAACUCUGUAGGGAAUAAAGUGGAUCGUCUUCGCCUACUAAAUAUUCUCAUGCAACUUCGUAAAUGCUGUAACCAUCCUUAUUUAUUCGAUGGGCUAGAACCAGGCCCUCCGUAUACAACGGAUCGUCAUCUUGUUGAUAAUUGUGGAAAGCUGAUGUUACUGGAUAAACUGUUGCCGAAACUUAAAGAACAAGGAUCACGAGUCCUUUUAUUUUGUCAAAUGACGCGAAUGAUGGACAUUCUUGAAGACUAUUGUUUGUGGCGCGGCCAUGAGUACUUUAGACUAGACGGAUCCACACCUCAUGAAGAACGCCAGAUUUCAAUUGAUGAAUACAAUCGUCCAGGUUCCACCAAGUUUCUUUUCAUGCUUUCUACAAGGGCUGGUGGUUUGGGUAUCAAUUUGGCCACAGCCGACGUAGUUAUCAUCUAUGACUCAGACUGGAAUCCUCAAGUUGACCUUCAGGCCAUGGAUAGAGCACAUCGUAUCGGACAAACCAAAACUGUACGCGUUUUUCGACUAAUUACAGAACAUACAGUUGAGGAACGUAUUAUUAUGCGUGCUGAGAUGAAGCUCAAAUUGGAUAACUUGGUUAUUCAACAAGGUCGUCUUGUUGAGCAAAAAUCAAACCAACUUCAAAAGGGUGAUGUUUUAGAUAUGAUCAGACAUGGUGCCAAUUACAUUUUCCGUAGCAAAGAUAGUGAUUUCAAAGACGAGGAUAUUGAUAUUAUCUUAGCUCGAGGUGAACAAAAGACUGCUGAAAUGAAUGAAAAACUGGCUCAAUUGGGAGAAUCUAAUUUAAGGUCUUUAAAAUUCGAUACGGCAGAUGAAAAUGGUGCACCAACAUCAGCAUAUAUAUUCGAGGGGGAAGAUUAUCGAGAAAAACAAUGUCGCACUUCCUUAUUAGAUGGUUGGAUAGAACCUCCGAAACGCGAACGCAAAGCAAAUUAUGCGGUUGACGCAUACUUUCGGGAAGCGCUUCGUGUCUCUGAACCUAAAGCACCGAAACCACCUCGACCACCAAAGCAACCAAAUGUGCAAGAUUUCCAGUUUUUCCCCCCUAGACUUUUUGAGCUUUUAGAUAAAGAAAUAUAUGCAUUCAGAAAGAGUAUUGGUUAUAAGGUUCCUCGUAACCCAGAUGCUGGGCCAGAUGGUGAGCGUGAUCGUCUGGAUGAACAAGCUAGAAUAGAUGAAGCUGAACCAUUAACUGAGGAGGAACUUGCCGAGAAGGAAGAGCUUUUAACACAAGGUUUCACAAACUGGUCGAAACGUGAUUUUCAACAGUUCAUCAAAGCCAACGAAAAACACGGUCGUGAUGAUUUAGAAGCAAUUUCAGUAGAUGUAGAAGGUAAAACUCCAGAUGAGGUUAAACGGUAUGCCCGUGUUUUUUGGACAAGAUGUAACGAGUUGCAAGAUGUCGACAAGCAUAUGGCUCAGAUUGAGCGUGGUGAGGCGAAAAUCCAAAGAAGAGCUGCUGUAAAACGUGCUCUUGAUCUAAAGAUGGCCCGAUAUCGAGCGCCGUUUCACCAACUUCGGAUACAAUAUGGAACAAAUAAAGGGAAGAACUAUGUUGAGGAGGAAGAUCGUUUCUUAAUCUGCAUGCUUCAUAAACUUGGUUUCGAUCGUGACAAUGUAUAUGAUGACUUACGUCUUGCAGUUCGCUUGGCCCCACAGUUUCGAUUUGAUUGGUUUUUGCGAUCUCGCACAGCAAUGGAACUACAAAGACGUUGCAGUACUCUUAUUACUUUGAUUGAGAGAGAAAUAUGUGACUUAGAAGACCGAACAAAACAGCGUAGUGGAGCAGGCGCGAAUAAUUUACCACUCACUCCUGCAAAUUCCGGACCAUCUAACACAUCCACAGUAUCCAACCAAAAGCGGAAGUCAACUGCAGCUGGUGGGAUUAACUCGGAUUCAACUGCAGAAAUUUCCGGAAACGCAAAGAAAAAGAAGGUCACUGCUUAAAUAACAAUGAUUUGUAAAUGUCUCUGUCUUAUACUCUUGUUGUAGGCCUCUUGCAUUUGAUUUUAUGUACUCAAUUCCUUUGAUUUCAUACUGGUGUAUUGUUUACCAAAUCUUACAUAAAUAAAGAUUUGUAAUUAAUAUACUCCUUGCCAAAUAUUUUCAUUUGGUAUCUAUAAUAAUCUGAAGUGUAACAACGUUCAACAAUAAGAAUAUUUUAGUGUACACUAAAGCAUUAACUCGCUUCACAUAUUUUUGAUUUCUGCUAAAUUGUCUUAUACAUUUAAAUUCAUAUAAUUAAUGAUCUACCUAAUGAGAACGAUUAAUGACAGAGAAUUCACCUAAAUCAUUCUCACUCAUUUGAUCAAAAACUCAAAAUAUAACUUUCUCAUAUCA